This is a messenger RNA of Lathyrus oleraceus (garden pea), 645 nucleotides long. RefSeq lists its product as uncharacterized. Lineage: Eukaryota; Viridiplantae; Streptophyta; Magnoliopsida; Fabales; Fabaceae. The transcript has a single exon. The record is from RefSeq and is a predicted model, not a curated record. The coding region runs from base 1 to 645 and encodes 214 amino acids.
AUGUGUCUAAUUGGAGAUAAGUUGGUAUUAGUAUUAUACGAUUCAGGAGCUACACAUUCAUUUAUAUCUACAUCUUGUGCGGAAAUUUUGGGAUUUGAAAUUGUUGAUCUCAACUAUAAGUUGACCAUUACAACUCCCUCGGGAGAAAGAAUGGUAACUUGUUCAGUCUGUGUAGACUGCCCUGUAAUUUUAGAAAAUAGAAGAUUCUUAGUAGAUCUUGUAGUACUCCCACUAAAAGACCUAGAUGUCAUCUUAGGAAUGGAUUGGUUAUCAGCCAACGAUGUAAACUUGGGGUGCCAAAAGAAAAUUUUAACGUUUGGAGAAGAUAGUGGAGAAGUCAUAAAGGUGGAAACUCUCACCCAAAAAUUUAUGAUGUUAUUCUCUAUGUCAGAAGGAGAAACCCCUAGUGUUGAAAAUCUUCCGGUGGUCUGUGAAUUCCCGGAAGUGGAGUUUUCUAUAGACUUGGUUCCAGGCACUGGACCAAUUUCUAUAUCUUCUUAUCGAAUGUCACCCUCAGAGAUGACUGAGUUAAAGAAACAGUUAGACGAGAUGUUAAAGAAGGAAUUUAUUAGACCGAGUGUAUCCCAUGGGGAGCUCCAGUCUUGUUUGUUAAGAAGAAGGAUGGUUCUUCUAGACUUUGUGUAG